This is a messenger RNA of Protopolystoma xenopodis, 291 nucleotides long. The record is from the annotation of a GenBank genome assembly. Lineage: Eukaryota; Metazoa; Platyhelminthes; Monogenea; Polystomatidea; Polystomatidae.
CUGUUCUCUCUCCGCCCAUCAACCUCAGGCUAUCAAGGCCCUUUCGGCCGAAGAGGCCCGCCCGGCAAACCAGGAAAGUCGGUCUACAUCGAGCCAGGACUAGUUGGAGACCCCGGCUUUCAGGGAGUGAAGGGCGAUCCUGGCCUGCCUGGGAUUCGAGGUCAGUUCUACCCUGAACCACAUAUCAAAAUGUACCCUUUCUUCAUUCCACCCCUCACCAGUAACGUGUUUUCGAUGAAUCGUUCAUUGGGUCAGGGUGGUUCAGGCUGUAGGCGUGUUGUGCUGCACUAG